AUGCCUUGUAUUUCGCUUAGAAAGGCGGUUACGUUUUUUGUUCUCUUUGCCGCUAUUUUUGAGAGUUCAUUAGCAUCCAUACUAGCAGUUGACUAUGGGUCGGACUGGAUCAAGGCUUCGCUCAUGAAGCCUGGUGUGCCCUUUGACGUGCUACUGAACAAGGACUCCAAGCGGAAGAUACAGUCCUCAGUAGCAUGGAAGAAAGACGAAAGAUUAUUUGGGUCUGACGCGGCGAACAUCGCGUCUCGUUUCCCUCAAGACUCAUUCUCAUCCCUAAAAUAUCUACAAGGCGCACCAUUCAACUCUGAUAUCGUCACCUAUUUCACCUCCAUAUCUACCGCUCAGAUUUCUGAGACCGACCGCAAAACCGUUGCACUGAAACAAAGUGACGGCACGGAAUGGAGUACGGAGGAGCUCAUCGCGAUGCAGCUAUCAUAUAUCAAGAAGCUUGCUGAGGAUUUAGCAGGCGAGUCGGUACACGAGGUUAUCCUCACCGUUCCACCAUACUUCUCUCAGCUCGAACGCGACUCGAUUACAGAUGCAAUAGAAAUUGCAGGACUGAGAACACUAGCAUUGGUCAAUGACGGCACGGCUGUAGCAGUCAACUACGCUAUGACGAGGACUUUUUCGACCACUCCCGAAUACCAUGUCAUUUACGACGCCGGCGCAUCCUCGACACGUGCCACCGUGGUUUCGUUCGCUGCGGCUGAGGAUCCCAAGACGAAGGUGUCAUACACGCAGAUCAAUGUUCUGGGGGUCGGGCAUGAUCGAAAUACGGGCGGGACAGAGCUAGAUCUGAGGUUGCGGGAUAUUCUGAUAGAUAGUUUUAUGUCAAAGCACCGCCGGGAUAUCCGAAAGGAUAGGCGCGCUAUGGCUAAACUUUGGAAGGAGGCUGGACGGGUCAAGGCUAUCCUCAGUGCCAACUCAGACGCGACAUCGACAGUGGAGAGUGUUGCAUUUGAUAUCGACUUCAAGACCAAGGUUACUCGCUCGGAAUUUGAGGACGCCUGUAAAGACCUUCAUUCGCGCUUUGCAAGACCCAUCUAUGAUGCACUUGCGAAUGCUGAGCUUUCAUUGGCAAAUAUCUCAUCCGUUAUUUUAACAGGCGGAAAUUCACGCACGCCCAUGGUCCAGACCGCUGUAAAAGCAGCUGUCGGCGAAGAUCGCAUUGCACUCAAUGUCAAUGCUGAUGAAUCCGCCGUGCUUGGCGCAGCGCUUUAUGGAGCUUCCCUCUCUCGUCAAUUCAAGACCAAGGACAUUCGUGUAACUGAUGUCUUAAUACAUGAUAUCCAGGCGUCGUACCUCGCGUCUAAUCCAGGCACGCGAACGAUUCACACGACAGUCUUACCUGCUGGGUCGAAGCAUGGUGCAAGAAAGACUCUAACGUUCAAGCGUAAAGAAGAUUUUUCUGUGAUACUGAACUAUCCCAAUGAAGUCAUGUCUGGUUUCCCCCGCGAGAUCCUCGAGGCAAAGAUUGUUGGCAUUCCCGAGGCCAUUGAUAAUCUUACUGAACGCGGCGCAGUCGAUCCAGUGAUCAAGGCUACCGUCGUACUUUCCGAAUCCGGCUUUGUGUCUGUCGGAGACGCCAUAGCCUACGGCGAGAUUAAAGACGAUUCCAUCACUGGGAAACUGAAAGGCCUAUUUGGAGGUGGGGGUGACCAGGUACCAUUAGAGAGUGAUGUUGAUGAAGAAGCCCCAAAGGACGAGAAGAUCGAGAAGGAUAAGAAAGAUAAAGCUAAGAAGCCGCUUGGGAAGGACCAAAAUACUAUUCCACUUGAGAUCGAAAUUGUGUACAAUUCCCAGGGCCCACUGAGUCUUGUGGCAAAACGGGCUGCACGUGAACGUCUCAGGGCAUUAGACAACAUGGAGAUGUCAAAGCAACUUCGGGAAGAAGCGCAUAAUACUCUCGAAGGAUACCUGUAUAAGCUACGGGAUCUUUUGGAUGAUGGUCCAGAAACGCCAUUCAUGAAAUGCUCUCAGUCAUCUGAAAGGCAAACACUUUCGAACAAACUCUCGGAGACCAUUGCAUGGCUACAUGACGAAGGAGACACCGCCGAUACAGUGCAGCUAUGGGAGAAGCGAUCGGUUCUCGAGACUCUGGAGAAACCAAUCGUACACCGCUACAAGGAGAUCGAGUCUUUCCCACAGGCACUGAAUAACUCACAAAAGUGGAAUUGGAGUACUAGAUUAUUUCUUACCCAAGCAAGGGAGAACAUCACGGCAGACGCCAUCGCAGGUGUUCCUUCGAAGUGGACGUCACAGGAGCUUGAUGCGCUCGAGAAAGCACUCAAAGACCAUGAAAGUUGGCUUCAUGAUGGCGUUGAGCGGCAAAAGAGGACAAAGAUGAAUGAAGACCCGGCGAUAGAAACUAAGGACAUGCAGCAGCGAGCCAAGACGUUGGAGCAGCACCUGCAAAGAUUGGUGAGGAGAAAGGUACCCAAAGUCAAAAAGACGUCCGCGAAGCCUGGUGACGCCGAUGGAUCAUCAUCUACUGAACCAACGCAGGCACCUGGAGACUCGGAUAGACAGCCAGGACAUGACGAAUUGUAG
Messenger RNA from Suillus fuscotomentosus, 2550 nucleotides. Its product is annotated as Hsp70 protein-domain-containing protein. Lineage: Eukaryota; Fungi; Basidiomycota; Agaricomycetes; Boletales; Suillaceae. Gene Ontology annotation, biological process: negative regulation of hypoxia-induced intrinsic apoptotic signaling pathway; cellular response to hypoxia; endoplasmic reticulum unfolded protein response. Bases 1 to 2550 code for a protein of 849 amino acids. The record is from RefSeq and is a predicted model, not a curated record. The transcript is spliced from 9 exons. Gene Ontology annotation, molecular function: ATP-dependent protein folding chaperone; ATP binding. Gene Ontology annotation, cellular component: endoplasmic reticulum chaperone complex.